AUGGCCAUUGAGUGUAAUGGAUUUCGGACCCAGACAGUGCUAGAAUUGUUCCCGAUGCAAAACUCGUCAAAGUGGGAGUUCAUAAACAUGCACGAGAUUGGAAGCGUGGGGCUUACUGACCUUGCAAGUUGGGUAGUGGUUCACGAUCACAUGAACGCUCUACUAUGCGACUGGCACCAAUUCCUUACAUUGGGACCCCUCUCGAACCGGGAUGAACAUGUUUGGCAAGGGUACUUUGGACACAAGUAUUCCAUCGGUGUGGAGCGGAAUUCCGAUAUGUCCAUAUCCACAACCACGUUGCAUUGCGUCGCAACGGCGCUGGCAUGUGCGUACUGCGUAGGCAGAAAUAUCCGACGUAUAGCAAGCAGUGACGAACUAAUCCACUGCAAGGCAGCCAAAAUGGCGGCUGUCAUUGGGCGUAGCGGAGGGAAUCUGAAACGCAGGUGGAUCGGCGGUGACGGGGAAGUUGAGAUUGUUUGA
Messenger RNA from Aspergillus niger, 480 nucleotides. RefSeq lists its product as hypothetical. The record is from RefSeq and is a predicted model, not a curated record. NCBI's taxonomy places the organism in Eukaryota, Fungi, Ascomycota, Eurotiomycetes, Eurotiales, Aspergillaceae. The transcript is spliced from 6 exons. The coding region runs from base 1 to 480 and encodes 159 amino acids.